Messenger RNA from Schistocerca nitens (vagrant locust), 3945 nucleotides. It is a transcript of the gene kel, whose product is annotated as ring canal kelch homolog. Gene Ontology annotation, molecular function: protein binding. Lineage: Eukaryota; Metazoa; Arthropoda; Insecta; Orthoptera; Acrididae. The record is from RefSeq and is a predicted model, not a curated record. The transcript has 13 exons. Bases 82 to 1911 code for a protein of 609 amino acids.
UCGAGAGGUCAAGAAAAGUGAAGAUCAAUGGUGCACUGUGUUUGUAAAUAAGCAUUGUAUUUUAUAACAACAGCGGGAAACAUGGAUACGGCAGGACCAAUUACUGCAAGUGAAAAUACAAAUGAAAAGCAAGGAAGUUGUCUUCUCCUUCGAUAUGCAAGCCAGAAUUCUCUUGAUGAAAGCUCUCAAAAACAUAUACCGUACCCAGGAAGCAAGGAGAAGCCACCCUACAGGAACCACAAUCACACACAGAGAGCAUUUGAUGUAAUGAACGUUAUGAGAAAGCAGAAUUUACUUUGUGAUGUGACACUGGUAGCUGACAGUGUUGAAAUUCAUGCACACAAGAUGGUUCUUGCAGCUUGUAGCCCAUACUUCUAUGCAAUGUUUAAUUCCUUUGAAGAGAGUCGACAGGAACGAAUAACACUUCAAGGCGUGGAUCCAGCAGCCCUUCAACUACUGGUUGAUUAUGUAUACUGUGCUGAAGUCCAUGUCACAGAGGAAAAUGUGCAGGUUUUACUCCCAGCAGCAAAUUUACUUCAGCUGACGUAUGUGCGAGAUGCUUGCUGUGACUUCUUGCAAGCUCAACUUCAUCCAACCAACUGCUUGGGAAUCAGAGCUUUUGCUGACCUCCAUGGCUGUCUGGAGUUACUAAGCCAUGCUGAAACAUAUAUUGAGCAACACUUUCCUGAAGUAGUAGAGUGUGAAGAAUUUCUAACUCUUUCUCCUCAGCAAGUGGCAAAACUGAUUUGCAGCGACAGACUUACAGUUCCUUCAGAAGAAAAGGUGUUUGAAUGUGUAGUGGCAUGGGUACACCAUGAUCUUGAGUCAAGACGUGCACAUUUGGCAGAAUUAAUGGAACAUGUGCGUCUUCCACUCUUGUCACAGGAGUACCUUGUUCAAAGAGUUGAAGAGGAACCUCUGCUGAAAGCAAAUCUUCAGUGUAAAGAUUUUUUAAUUGAAGCAUUAAAAUUCCAUCUACUUAAAGGUGAACAGAAGUUGUUGUUCAAAAGUCCAAGAACGAAACCCAGACAGCCAGUUGGUCUUCCAAAGGUUUUACUGGUUGUGGGAGGGCAAGCACCCAAAGCUAUUCGAAGUGUAGAGUGCUAUGAUUUUAAAGAAGAACGCUGGUAUCAAGUUGCUGAAAUGCCUACACGCCGCUGCAGGGCAGGGCUUUCAAUGAUUGGCGGCCGUGUUUACACAGUUGGAGGUUUUAAUGGCUCGUUAAGAGUUCGUACUGUGGAUGUUUAUGAUGCAUCAUUGGAUGAAUGGUUCACAUGUCCAAGUAUGGAAGCUCGACGCUCUACCCUAGGAGUAGCAGUUUUGCACAAUUGUAUCUAUGCUGUUGGAGGUUUUGAUGGGUCUACUGGUUUGAAUUCAGCAGAAAUGUAUGAUCCUAGAAACCGUGAAUGGAGAAUGAUCGCACCAAUGUCCACAAGACGGAGCAGUGUCGGUGUUGGCGUCGUAAAUGGGUUUUUGUAUGCUGUUGGUGGCUAUGAUGGUGCUUCAAGACAAUGUUUAAGCUCUGUUGAAUGCUAUAAUCCUGAAAUAGAUUCUUGGUCACCAGUCGCAGAGAUGUCUGCACGGAGAAGUGGUGCAGGUGUUGGAGUUCUGGAUGGAAUUUUGUAUGCUGUUGGAGGACAUGAUGGCCCAUUAGUACGUAAAAGUGUUGAGGCCUACAACCCGGAAACACAGAGAUGGACACCAGUUGCUGAUAUGGCGUUAUGCAGAAGAAAUGCAGGUGUGGUCUCGUUGAAUGGUCUGCUGUACGUGGUGGGUGGAGAUGAUGGUUCAUCAAACUUGGCAUCUGUUGAAGUCUAUAACCCAAAAACGGAUUCGUGGUCAAUGCUCCCAUCCUCAAUGAGUAUUGGGCGCAGUUAUGCUGGUGUGGCAAUCAUUGACAAGCCCAUGUGAAGACCAGCCUCAGCCCACUGGCUGCUGGUGCUGCUUCCGCCUUGGACCUCAGGCCAUGCAUCUCCUGACAGGCGGCUGGUCCGCGUGCUGCUGCGUAGGAACUGUGGCCACAGUGAGGGUAGUUGCUCAUCAGAGUGAUAUAACAUGAGGGCUGCAGGACAGCACCUGUAUGUUAUGAUGAGGAGUGAAUUGGUCUGUGAGGUCCUUACUGUCUAUUCUGACAUUCUGUGAUCCUGCAUAAACAGCUGUGUGUGUUCUAUUUGGUUUUGAAUCUCCAUAAUGCUGUAAACAGUAAGGCCAUUUGCACUUAACAAGAGUUCCUAUGCAGUUGUAAGUUAUCUAAUAUGAAAGUCCUGUGUUAUUACAGUCCCAUCUUUCUUUUCAGGGUAAAAAAUAAUUAUUGCUGGUAUAUUGGCAUUUGUUGUGGUCUUAAACCAACACCAUCAUUUACAUUUUGAUAUUUUGUUCUUUUAUUAUAUUUCUUUUUUAAGUAGUAGUCAUAGAGUGGUGGAAAAAAUGUUCCCAUUUAGAGAAACUUUUCUCCCUUGAAGUACAAAUUAUCAGAGCUAUCCCUGUAAACCUAGGCUAAGCAGUUGCAGCUGGAGUGAAAUGAAGUUCAUAUAAGACUCUUCAAGAUCAUCUAUAGUAGUGAUUAGCAUUAAAAUAUCUUAGUCUUUUUUUACUAAAAUAGUUUUGUACAUUCCAUUGUAAAUUUGUAAUUAAAUUUGGGUAAAAUUGUAAGCUGAAUGUCAAGAAUGGGAUUACAUUGUACAAAAGACUGAGUAUAUAAUAAAUGUGAGAAACAGUGUCAUUGCUGUGUGAGGCAUAGAACGCUAUCUUUUUUCCAAAGUUGUAACUUUAUAGUGUUUAAAAACACAACAGCUAUUUUUAAAACUGUGGCCACAUUGGAAUAAUCAGUGGUUUUUGCAGAGCUGCCCAAACAUUUAUUUCUAAUUUUUUUUCUUUAUAUGUUUUCACAAUUUUACUACUUUAUUUAUAGUAAAUGCUUUGCCAAAGCUUCAUAAUUAACAUUAAUAGAUUGCUUUACUUUUGAAAUUUAAAAACCAGUAGUUAGUGGGUCUAAAUUGUAAUAGAUAGAUUGGGAAUAGUUCAAAUGAAAAUGUAUUAAUCAGAAAAAGGAAUCACCUUCAGGAAUUGUUGUCAAAUGUGAUAUGUUCAGUGUUGAAAUUCAGCGUGUAUAGCAUGUUUCCUGUUGCUGGUCAGCAUUGGUCUUGUUUUGUACUCCGCUUUUAUUCAAAUUUGUACUUUUAAUUUUAUUUUAUAUUUUUACAAAUAUUUUGUUUAUUUUGAUUAAUAUUGAUGAAAUAGUGAUUGCCUUAAUUUGAGCUUGGUUUGCUUAGGUGCUUAGUUGUAUGUUUAGCACUACAUCAUUCUAGCACAUGUCUGUGGCCGUUUAUGUAGACGUAAUGUUUGUAACAAGACUGUGUAAAAUUUAAAGUCUCCAAUUCCAACCCAUUCCUCAGUACUGAGGUAAAAGCAAUCAUCACAACACAUCAAAUAAGUGUUUAUAUGUCUUGUAUUCUGUUAACUCAGACAAUGACCAAUACGAUAAGGAAUAAUGUUAAGUUUAUAGUCCUUGUAAAGGACAUAUUACAACUAAGAAUGUGUGAGACAUCGCAUUUACAGGAGUCAUAACAUUUUGAAUUAAAUUAAUGAAAACUCAUUCACACUAUUUUCUUUCACUACCAGACAAACUAGUUAUUGUCAAGUGAAUCUUGGGCAGGUCCCGUUAGUGUAGUAGUUUACUGGUACAUUUUUUUACUCGACUUAGAAAGAUGUUGUGAAUUAUUUUUCCCAGUGGAUGUCUCUUUCCUUUCUGUCUCAUAAAGAAUCAGUUUAUUUAGUUCCCAGAUGCUGUUAUUAAUAUUCAUUUUAUUAUUCACUUUAAUUUAUUUUGUUUUAAAAGAAUAGUACACAGGAAGGAAUGUAGCAGUGUCAUGCAUGUGAUGCAUUUAAUAAAAGUGCUUCAGUGUGAUUGUUCAAAAUCAUUCUAAUAUGUUAUUUGCAAUGUUC